AUGAAUGUCCUGAAUGACGCUCUCAAGAGUAUCAACAAUGCCAAAAAGAGGGGCAAACACCAGGUUCUUAUUAGGCCAUGCUCCAAAGUCAUCACCCCAUUUCUAAUUGUGAUGAUGAAGCAUGAUUACGUUGGCGACUUUGAACUGAUUGAUGACCACAAAGCUGGAAAAAUUGUUGUGAACCUCACAGGCAGGUUAAACAGGCAUGGAGUAAUCAGCCCAAGAUUUGACGUACAACUGAAAGACCUAGAAAAAUGGCAGAAGAGCCUGCUUCUGUCCCGUCAUUUUGGUUUCAUCGUACUGACAACCUCAACGGGCAUCAUGGACCAUGAAGAAGUAAGAUAG
This is a messenger RNA of Artibeus jamaicensis (Jamaican fruit-eating bat), 345 nucleotides long. RefSeq names its product 40S ribosomal protein S15a-like. Gene Ontology annotation, molecular function: structural constituent of ribosome. The coding region runs from base 1 to 345 and encodes 114 amino acids. Gene Ontology annotation, biological process: translation. The record is from RefSeq and is a predicted model, not a curated record. The transcript is spliced from 2 exons. Gene Ontology annotation, cellular component: cytosolic small ribosomal subunit; ribosome. NCBI's taxonomy places the organism in Eukaryota, Metazoa, Chordata, Mammalia, Chiroptera, Phyllostomidae.